AAAUAACUAUGUAUAUAAACCAUUCAAUGAAGCAUAGAAUUUAAUUCAAAUACAAUACCGUUUUUGAAGCUAUCUUCCUGGUUGGAAAAUCGACUGCUAGUAUAUAUUAUGAAAUGGAUAAUGACCGUGUUGGAGUUUCUGAGUGUGAAAAAUAAUCUAGGAAAUAAUGGAUUCAAAAAUGAAUGGUUUUAGUUUUACCAACAUCAGACCAAGUCCAACAAACCCUCACAAGAAACCAAUUUAUAUAAACACAGGAAAACUUCAAAGAUCAGACAGUUUGUCAAGUUCAGGAAGUGAUAACAGAUAUCAGAACAUGCCAGGAGCCUCCUUUAAUCCUGUAGACACGUCUCCUAUUGUAAAUGGUGGUCCCAGUGUAGCUUUUACUGAACCAAGCACGAGUAAGAAGUAUUCAGAAUACAACUUUAAAGCAGAGGACACUGAUUAUGGCAAAGAAGAUAAGGACGGCGCAAAAUCAGAUCGGUAUGUGUGGUUGUGCAAAUUUAUUACCGGUAUAGUUGUGAUAUUAGUGGCUAUUGUCGGAACAGUGUAUUUCAUACUGUACUACACUCAUCCAAAAUUACAAGAACGUGAGUAACAUAUAUUACUGUUAACGCAAAGAGUGUUCAUUUUGAAUGAAAACAGCUACAAAUAUCUAUGUGAAACAUUAGAAAACAGAUGUGGAUAUUUUCGUUAGGAAAUCAACGUGUUACAUCUAACAUAAGCUUUCACAUUUGAAUUUAGUUGUCACAGUGUGGUCGUUGAAAUUUGUAAACUUUUUUUUAUCAAGAUUUGAUUGACUGAUUCUAUGCAUACUUUCUAUUGCCCACCUAUUUGUUAUGAUGGUGGAUGUGUUAUUCUAACAGACGAUUGGCAUUCCUAUUGACACUUACUGUGCCUCUCAUUGUGCUGACGUAUACCUUUAUUCGUAUGAGGCAUAUUCAUUUAAGGGGUUCUACUGAAUAUCCAUGAAAUAUUUGCCAAGAACUAAAAUAAAUCAGUAAUGAAUCAAUCAGUUAAGGGUUUCUCAAAACAAAUGAAAUAAAAAACUAGCAUUAUCAUUUAAUUCAUGGUCCGCUAUAAACAUGCUGUCACCUCACUGGAAAAUUAAGUUUGUGUUGAUCACAUGUAUCCCUUUAGACUUUAUA
Mytilus californianus (California mussel) is the source of this 1145-nucleotide messenger RNA. RefSeq lists its product as uncharacterized. NCBI's taxonomy places the organism in Eukaryota, Metazoa, Mollusca, Bivalvia, Mytilida, Mytilidae. Bases 167 to 595 code for a protein of 142 amino acids. The record is from RefSeq and is a predicted model, not a curated record. The transcript is spliced from 9 exons.